AUGCAGUUAACUUACAUAUUUACGUUGGGCACGCGUAAUAUAAAGCGGGAAGGCAGGGCAAAGUUACAUACGAUCAUUUUUCUGCACACGCAGUCAUCGCACCUAGCGGUGCCUGUGAGAAAGGAGAUAAAAAACCCAUCGAUCGUCGAAGGAGAAAAGUGUUAUGUGGCUGUGAGUCGUGGCUUCAUCGUCGAUGAAACAUGGUGUAUAACAUUAAUUUUAGUUUUUAUUAACGUGAAAAUUAUUAAACUCUAAAUUAUUAAUGAGUUUUCAUCAUAUUAUGUGUUCCAUAGUUUGUCAGUAGAGAAUGUCACACGAUGCCGUUAAACGUUGCAGAAAAUAAGCAUCAUGUAGAGUAUUGUAGAGAAAAUGAUGACCCACGUAAUGAGUCUUGCUCCUACUCGAAGACGCUGGCUGAUUGUGCUGGUGGUGAUUCUGGUGCCAUGCAUCAUACUGAAUUUUGUAUCCACCCCAGAUAUACAAGACGAGACAAUACUUCAGAACAGUAUUGCAGAGUUGCAGAUCAAAUUGGAGCAUUUGCACUCCAAGUAUCUAACAAGUCAAGAGGAGAUACAGAUGCUUACUUAUCAGUUAAUUCAAUUGACAGAGGGAGCACAUUUGCUACCUGAUAUUCAAGCAUUUAUAAACAACUCAAACACCAAUAUCACCAAUUUGAAAUUGCCAACAGUAUACAAUUUUCUUCCUCAUCUACUCAAUGACCCAAACAGUAUACGUCCUGCUUUUAUACAUAGCAAAGGAAGAACCGGAGUAAGCAUGGUAUUAGGUAUCCCCACUGUUAAGAGAGAAGUGCAAAGUUACUUAAUGGCAACACUUAAGAAUCUCUUGGAUCGAAUGAGCCCUGUCGAAACUUCUGAUACUCUCAUUGUAGUAUUAAUUGCUGAGACUGAUAUGGAUUAUGUGUCUUAUGUUGCAAAACAAAUUGAAGUACAGUUUCCAAGUGAAUAUCAAUUGGGAAUAAUAGAUGUUAUAUCUCCUCAUCCAUCAUAUUAUCCUGAUUUUUCUAAAUUACGAGAUACAAUGGGAGAUAAUCAUCAGAGAGUAAUUUGGAGGUCAAAACAAAAUUUAGAUUUUGCAUUUCUUAUGUCAUAUGCACACACUAAAGGAAUGUUUUAUGUCCAAUUGGAAGAUGACAUUCUUGCAAAAAAAAAUUUUAUCACUACAAUGAAAUCAUAUGCUUUGCAAAAAGUCAGUAUGAAAGAAAGUUGGGUUGUGCUUGAUUUUUGUCAACUAGGUUUUAUUGGUAAAUUAUUCAAAUGCACCGAUCUACCUUCAAUUGUGCAAUUUUUUCUAAUGUUUUACAAUGACAAGCCAGUUGAUUGGCUUCUAGAUAAUUUAAUCUCAACAAGGAUUUGCAGUCUUGAUAUGGAUAAUAAACGUUGUAAAGUGGCGAAAGGUGAACUGUGGCUUCAUUAUAAACCCUCAUUGUUUCAACACGUUGGUACUCAUUCAUCGUUAAAAGGAAAAGUUCAAAAAUUAAAAGACAAACAAUUUGGUAAAAUCACUUUGUACUAUGGCCACAGAAAUCCAGAUGCGGUUGUUGAAUCUCAGAUCAAGUCAUAUAAACAAUUUACGCUUAAUAAAGCUUAUAAAGGAGAAUCUUUUUUUUGGGGCCUUUUGCCAGAACCUGGUGAUCAUUUGAGAUUCAAAUUUAAUCAUCCUAUUUUUAUAAAAAAAUAUUUAUUUAGAAGUGGAAAUGCUGAGCAUCCUUCUGAUAAAUUUUACAAUACAACUGUUGAAGUUUUGCCACAAUCAUCUAAUUCUAUCAACAGGAAUCAUAAUAAUGUUACAGAAGAUGGAUACAUUAUUAUUGGUAGAUUUGAUUCUCUUGGAGUAGCCCGAGGAACUGUGGAUAAAAAAUUAGGAAAGAUAGCUGUGCUUCGCCUGACAGUCCACAGUGAAAGCGACAACUGGGCCAUUUUAUCUGAAAUCAAUAUAGAAGAAGAUUCUAAUAGCUGACGAAAAAGAGUUCGCAAUAAAUAUUAUCGACGUCGUUUACAUUACGCGUGAGGAUUUGCUGUUACGAUUGUGUUUCAUCUGUACAUAUUUUCAAUCAUAUUAUUUAUCGUGCCUUCUUGUGAAAGUUAAUUUACUGUAACAAGCCUUUCUAAAUUAAAUGUACAUGUACUUAAAUAUAUUCUCUAAGAACGCCAUAUACAUAUAUUAAUCAUGUACAUACAUCUGAAUGUUAUUUGAUGUAUGCUAAUUGUUUUAAUUAUUUAAAUCAACGUCUUUAUUCAUUGCUUACGCUAAUCGAACCUCGGUGUUACUACAGUGGGCACAAAAAAAGUAUCUGGCACAUUCAGUCCAGACCAUAUUUAAAUUUUGUGAUAAAUGAUGAAAGAAUUAUAUUUAAAACGAUCUAUUUAAUGCGUAAGUAUGGAAAGAAUUUAUCAAUCUCCAAUCGUAUGAUUUUGUUUAAAGUUUUA
Phymastichus coffea is the source of this 2447-nucleotide messenger RNA. It is a transcript of the gene Mgat4a, whose product is annotated as alpha-1,3-mannosyl-glycoprotein 4-beta-N-acetylglucosaminyltransferase B. The coding region runs from base 370 to 1977 and encodes 535 amino acids. The record is from RefSeq and is a predicted model, not a curated record. Gene Ontology annotation, cellular component: Golgi stack; endoplasmic reticulum; endoplasmic reticulum-Golgi intermediate compartment. Gene Ontology annotation, biological process: protein N-linked glycosylation. Gene Ontology annotation, molecular function: acetylglucosaminyltransferase activity. The transcript has 9 exons. NCBI's taxonomy places the organism in Eukaryota, Metazoa, Arthropoda, Insecta, Hymenoptera, Eulophidae.